AUGGACAAAUUUGGCGAUUCUGAAGAUGACAACGAAAAACCCGUCAACUCAACAAGCUCGCAAAAAACUUGUGAUGGAAAAACAAAUUCGAUCGAAUCAAAAGGUCUUCAAAUUGUUGGUGCUUUGUUGAAAAACCCGAUUUUUGGGAAGAUGGUGAAGCAUGGUGUGAAUAAAUUCACACAACCCAAUAAAAAAGAUGGUGAAAUCAACCAGAAGGAUAAAUCGAGAGUUAAAAGUGAGGUUUAAAAAAAGGAAUUUGACGAAAAAUCUGUAAAUUUCAACUGAAAUUGUAAAUAGUUCUUUGUUGUUAAUCGUUGAAAAAUCUACUAUUUUAAGUAUUUAUAUAUUUUUCAAAAUUAAUUGCAGGUUCUACCGAACGAACUAGAAAGUAUCGAGAAAAGUUGAGUAUGAUAAAAAAUGAGAAUCCACCGAUCAAUACAUCUAUUAUUAAUAGAUUGCAUUUAUUAAAAAUGAAAAAGUCGGAUGUUUAUUAUGAUUCAUCGCAAAAAAUUGGAAUUCAAAAUGGCGCUGUUGUUGAUGGAUCUGGUGUUGAUGAAAAAGGGAGUGCGAGUGGUUUGAAUGACUUGCAAUUGGUUGAAACUUCGCCUGCUGAUGAUUGUGAAUCAUCGCAAAAAACUGGAAUUCAAGAAGGCGCUGAUAUUGUUGAUGGAUCUGGUGUUGAUGAAAAAGGGAGUGCGAGUGGUUUGAAUGACUUGCAAUUGGUUGAAACUUCGCCUGCUGUUUAUUAUGAUUCAUCGCAAAAAAUUGGAAUUCAAAAUGGCGCUGUUGUUGAUGGAUCUGGUAUUGAUGAAAAAGGGAGUGCGAGUGGUUUGAAUGACUUGCAAUUGGUUGAAACUUCGCCUGCUGUUUAUUAUGAUUCAUCGCAAAAAAUUGGAAUUCAAAAUGGCGCUGUUGUUGAUGGAUCUGGUAUUGAUGAAAAAGGGAGUGCGAGUGGUUUGAAUGACUUGCAAUUGGUUGAAACUUCGCCUGCUGUUGAUUGUGAAUCAUCGCAAAAAACUGGAAUUCAAGAAGGCGCUGAUAUUGUUGAUGGAUCUGGUAUUGAUGAAAAAGGGAGUGCGAGUGGUUUGAAUGACUUGCAAUUGGUUGAAACUUCGCCUGCUGUUGAUUGUGAAUCAUCGCAAAAAACUGGAAUUCAAGAAGGCGCUGAUAUUGUUGAUGGAUCUGGUAUUGAUGAAAAAGGGAGUGCGAGUGGUUUGAAUGACUUGCAAUUGGUUGAAACUUCGCCUGCUGUUUAUUAUGAUUCAUCGCAAAAAAUUGGAAUUCAAAAUGGCGCUGUUGUUGAUGGAUCUGGUGUUGAUGAAAAAGGGAGUGCGAGUGGUUUGAAUGACUUGCAAUUGGUUGAAACUUCGCCUGCUGUUUAUUAUGAUUCAUCGCAAAAAAUUGGAAUUCAAAAUGGCGCUGUUGUUGAUGGAUCUGGUAUUGAUGAAAAAGGGAGUGCGAGUGGUUUGAAUGAUUUGCAAUUGGUUGAAACUUCGCCUGCUGUUGAUUGUGAAUCAUCGCAAAAAACUGGAAUUCAAGAAGGCGCUGAUAUUGUUGAAUGUUCUGGUUAGUGAAAUUUACACUUAUAUUUUUGAGCAUAUGAGUUUACUAUCAAUUUUAGAUACUUCGAAUCAAACAAUUUCUGUCAGUCAUCGAAAGAGACAAUGUUUGCGCAAAAAUGAGAAUGUUCAUCAUCCUUCAAUUAUUCAAAUAAAACGAGGUAUUUUCUAAAAAAAUAUAUAUCAUUCUCUUAAUUUAUAAAAUUAAGCUCGACUGAUGCAAGAAGAAAAUGAAUAUUUGAAUUGCCCUCUGAUUUACAAUGAAAAGCGAUUUGAUUCCGGAUUGUCAAAUGAUAUAUUUGGUGAGAAUUUUUUACUAAACAUAUUUUUUGUAAUUUGUGAAUUUUAGCUCAUUUGCAAGAAGAUUUGGAGGAUUAUUCCAACUGCCCAUUCAUUUAUAAUGAGAAUAGAUUGAAUGGCAAAUUAACAACUGGAGUUGCUGAUAAAAGUGUUGAUGAUUUGCGUCUUUUGAUCAAAGAUAGAAUUGACAAGGAAAACGAGAUUGAUGUGAAUCUUGAUGUUUCAAAUAUCCAGACUUGUGCAAUUUCAAAUCAUAAACCUGGCGAAAUUUGGAAUAUGAAUGCGUGUGAGACUGAUGAUUAUUAUUCAAGAUUCGAGAAUAGUGGAGAAUUGGAAGAAGAAUUACGAGGAAAAGCAUUGUCGAAAAUUGCUAAAAAUUUUCAACGAUUUCGAAAUGAUAAUGCGAAAACGUGGUUAAAUGCUGAUGGAAGUUUACCUUCAACAUCUUCGAAUCAAGGUAAUCGUUUUUUUGUCAUUCUCAUACAAAUUUGGUUUUUUCAGCACCAAAAUUGCCCGAAAUCGACGGAACAAUUGAAAAUGAGGUCUGCAAUUAUUCUUUAAUAUUUCUGGCUUUGAUCAUAUUUCUUAUUAAUAUUUUCAAUAAAUUUCAUUUUUUUUUCAUAUUCCGUUUUUUGAAACCACCAUUAACAUCAAUUUUUUGAAUGAAAAAUGAUAAAAGAUAGAUUGUCUUUUUUUUAUUGAAAAGAAUAAAACAAAUUUCAGAACAUUUUGUACAUGAAAUAAUUAUGAAGGUUCGAAAAAGGUGUGCGAAAAAAAACGACUGAUAUUGUUGAUAAUAUUGAUUUGUAUUUGGUCGACGGAAUUGGAUCUGAAAAAGAAUACAUAUUUGAGAAAUAAUUACGAUAAUUUUGACACAUGUGAAUUUCAGUACUCCAGUACAAUUUCAGUAUAUUUAAAAAAUCGAUAAUUAGGCCCUUGGGGUCGGAAAAACCGCUUUUACAGCUGAAAAAGAUGUCACAACUCGGUGCAUGGAUCCAAGGUGUAGAUCUCAGUUCUCUGAAGCAACCCGAAUCCAGUCAACAACACCUUCCAAACCGUGGAUUGAUCAUUGCUUCAAAUGUUCUUCGAGGAUUGAAAGAAAUCAAAAAAGAUAUGGGACCAUUGGCUAAAAACACAAUUUUUGGUUCAACUGCACAACUAUUCCAAUAUUUAACAGGAGUGCACCCGAGCAGUUUGACAAAAACUCGCACAACUCGUGAACUUCUCAAAAAAUCGCGGAAAGAAAGAAGAAGAAGAGCAGCAGAAAAACUGAGUUCGGGAAAUCAAUUGAAGCUUGCUACUUUUCUUCAGGAAUGUUGGAAAGAAGAAAUACAAGUAACACUGGAAAAACUGCAAAGCUUUUUAUCGAUUGAAUGUAAUUUUGAUGUGUCCCAGACCUCCUUAAAUGACAUGAUGCACGGUCUUGGCUACACAUUUAGAAAGAAAUCAGGAACUCCGUUGAUUGAAGAAAGGGGUGACUUGAUAAUUUUGCGUGAAAAGUAUCUAUUUUUGGUAGAUGAGUUCGAAAAUGCCGCCAUUGAACCAUAUUUCGGAUAUUUUGACGAAACGUGGAUAUUUGAGGGCAUGACUUCGGAAUAUGAUUGGGCACAAAAAGAAGAAACAAUGUACAAAAUAGCCCGGAUGGGAGACAUUGAUCAAAAAAGAAGUGGUCCAGCGAAAGGAAAAAAUAAGGGGAAACGAGCGUAUGUUCUAGCUGUAAUGACAAGCGAUGGGAUUCUCCCAGGAUCAGCCAAAGUUAUUAUUCCUGGCGAAGACAAACAAUUGAUGGAUUAUCAUUCUAUGAUGACAGCAAAAUCAUAUGAAGAAUAUAUGGAAGAAAUAAUUCCUUUAUUUGUUGCUGAAGCCAGGAAACAGGGUAAAGUUCCAGUGAUGGUGAUUGAUAAUUCGCCUCUUCAUAAUGCAACAGUUGAAAAGGUACUUAAAAACGAUUUUUUUGUAAAAUCUAUUCAAAAUUUGAAAAUAUACUGAAAUUGAAUUAUUUUUGAAAAAAAAACGUCAAAAUCCGAAUUAUAAAAUCAGUGUUGAAACAGAUAUUAAACUUUCAAAAAAAUACUUGAUUUUGACAUGAUAAAUUAUUUCGUUCAAAAACUUAUAAAAACCCUAGUUUGUCAAAACUCUUCUUAGAUUCCUCAACGAAAUGCCAACAAAAGCGACUUGGUUGAUUUUUUGGCUAAACAUGGAAUAAGAACAAAACUGACAUGGACAAAAGCUCGUCUUCAACGAGAAUUCGAUAAUUUAUUAGCUGCUAAUGGAGGAAGAAAUGCAAUGAAAAAAUUCAAAGUUGAUGAUUGGGCAAUGAAAAAAUAUGGAUGUCAUUUUUUGAGAUUGCCGCCCUAUCAUUGUUGUUUCAAUCCAAUCGAAUUGGUUUGGGGAAAAAUGAAGGGCUGGUUAAAAUCACUAGGAAAAACAACAGAUCGCCUUCAAUUGGUAUAUUUAACAGAAAAUAUAAUUUUCUCAAUGUCAAUUCACAAUUAUAUUUAGGUGAAAGAACGAGCAGAAAAAUGGCUCGAUGAAUUGACAGCUACUGAAGCUCGCAACUUUAUUCGUAGAACAAAAUUCUUGGAAAAUUCUAUUCGAGAAAAAAUUAAGGAGAAAAAUCGAGCAGCCGCAGCUGCAUCCAAUACAAAUGCUCAAAAUACAAGUGAUAGUGAUGAUAAUGAUGAUAAUAAUGAUAAUGGUUGGUCAACUGAUGAUACACUCAGUGACUGUUCUACAACCACGUCACGACCACAAGAUUUGGAUGUGUCAGAUAUCGAUGAUUAA
Caenorhabditis angaria is the source of this 4643-nucleotide messenger RNA. Lineage: Eukaryota; Metazoa; Nematoda; Chromadorea; Rhabditida; Rhabditidae. The record is from the annotation of a GenBank genome assembly.